AUGAAUAUGGUAAGUGAUAAUAAACCUGAUCAAGACGAUCAAGGAUCCUUUAAAGACUAUAAAAAUGUAUCCAUAAAUCAAAUAAUAAGAAAAUCUCAAGAUAGUAAGCUCACCUUACCUCCGUUGGGCGUGAAAUCGGAUUCUCAACAACAACAACUGCAACAGCAAUCUCAAUUAAGUCCUCCUCAGCCUCAGCAACAGGCUGAUUAUACUUACUCAACCUUUCAAGCUCAAUCAUAUGAUCCAUACCGUCAAAUGACUCUUCCACAGCAGCAAUCCCAACAACAGCAACAACAACAACAACAACCGACAUACGCGUCUCCAUCACAGUAUCCAAUACCUCAACAAUCUUUUUCCAUUGCAGCUGUCUCGCAAUUUCAACCUCAGGCUUAUACCACUCAUUCUGAGUAUGAUCAACAACAAAUACAAAUGCAAAUGCAGCAGUCAUUGCAAACCCAACAACAACAACAACAACAACAACAGCAGGCACCUCUUCAACAAUCGCAUGUUGCUAUGCCACAAACACAAGUUCCACAACACUCAAUAUUGGCCGACAAUAAACGUGGUAGAAGAUUUAGAAGACGUUACAAUCAAAUUGUGAGAAAAUAUCCUUGCUCUUUUCCUGGUUGUAUUAAGAGUUAUGGAUCUUUAAACCACUUGAAUACUCAUAUUGUUACCAAAAAGCACGGACACAGAAAAUCUAAAGCUGAUUUCCAACAUUCCCUGCAAUCAAAGGAAGAUGGUUCCAACAAAGCUGGUGAUGCUUCUCAAUACGUUCAACCUGGUAACGACUACACUGUUGGUAAUUAUUGGUAUGGUUACUCAACACAUUUACGACCUACCACAUCACAAGCAGAUAGUUUUACGCAGCAAGUACCAGCCCUGCAGAAUAACAACUACAUGUACUUUCAGGGCUAUCAACAAGGAUCUUCCACUUCCAACUCAACAAGUACUGUUACGUCGCAACAAUCCCAACAACAACAACAUCAUCAACCACAAGCUCAACAGAUUCAACAACAAUAUGUAGCUCAACUCCAAGCAGCUACUGGAUCUAGUUCUGCUGCAUCCUCAAUCCCUCAGCAAAGAGUGGUGAUGGGAAGUAUGGGAUAUUAUCAACCACAACAACAACAGCAACAACAAAUUCCACAAUAUUUUGCUCCUCCACAAUUACAACAACAACUGCCGCAACAGUCGCAACUUAUAAACAACGAUGGUACACAAAGAGUUUCUGGUUUAGACGAUAAUAAACAAAACCAACCUGGCAUGUAA
Candida tropicalis MYA-3404 is the source of this 1269-nucleotide messenger RNA. It is a transcript of the gene WOR4, whose product is annotated as Wor4p. Gene Ontology annotation, biological process: regulation of DNA-templated transcription. The record is from RefSeq and is a predicted model, not a curated record. Bases 1 to 1269 code for a protein of 422 amino acids. The transcript has a single exon. NCBI's taxonomy places the organism in Eukaryota, Fungi, Ascomycota, Pichiomycetes, Serinales, Debaryomycetaceae.